Messenger RNA from Papilio polytes (common Mormon), 1557 nucleotides. RefSeq lists its product as uncharacterized. The record is from RefSeq and is a predicted model, not a curated record. The annotation marks the transcript as partial. NCBI's taxonomy places the organism in Eukaryota, Metazoa, Arthropoda, Insecta, Lepidoptera, Papilionidae. The transcript has 8 exons.
CCACCCGAUAGCUACGAACCCCACGUGGACUUCAGCGUGAUGAUUCUCUGCUUCGACUCGACAUCGCACAACGGCUUCAUGCGCCGAAUGCCGCAUAGUUACAAAGCUUUGCAAGAUAUAGGAGCUACUAUCAUGAAUGGUUACAACAUAGUGGGGGACGGUACUCCCGCCGCCAUCAUUCCGCUGCUGACAGGGAAGACGGAGCUCGACUUGCCGGAGACGAGGAAACUCUUCAGCGGCAGCAAACCUAUAGACCCUGACAACUUCAUCUUCAAAAUGCUCUCCAAACACGGCUACCGCACCGCAUACUUCGAGGACUCUCCCUGGAUCGGCACCUUCCAGUACCGAUACAACGGGUUCAGCUCGCAGCCCGCGGACCACUACCUGCAGGCCUUCCUGCAAGAGGAGACCAAGUUCGGCGCCAAGUGGUGGAACGGCAUCAACAAGAGGCACUGCAUCGGAGACACGCCACAGUACGGAUUUCUAAUGAAUUUGAGCAAACAGGUGACUUCAUUACCACAGAAGCAUUUCUGCUUCACUUUCAUAGUGGACAUCUCGCAUGAUGAUUUCAACAUGAUCAGCAGCGCUGAUGAUGACCUGGUAGCCUUCCUCCAUCACAUGCGGGACUCGGGCAAGCUGGAGAACCACUUGUUUAUUGUGAUGGGUGAUCAUGGAUCGAGGUUGGCUGAUUUAUUUAUUUCUAUAAGCAGCGAUGGCUUAUUUCGGCGAAUUCAAGUUGCUUGUUGCAACCUUCUUGUAUUUACUUUAAUAAUCACUUGUAGGUCUAAAUGUGCUGUGAGAAAGUUGACGUCUAUAGAUUGGGUGAUGAAGUUGACCAACAAUGAUGAUGUCCUCAGUUUCAAGUCCGGUAUCGAUUGUAAUGGUGAUCACGACUCUUACAUAAAAGCUGAUGUUAAGUCAAGACCUAGCGUCGAGUAUUAUCAAGCGAAAAUCACAAUGAGUCCGGGGCGCGCCGUGUUCGAGGGCACGAUGAAGUACGACGUCAACACGGAACAGUUUGUGAUAUCUGACAGCGACAUCUCGCGGAUCACGGCAUACGAUGACGAACCUGCUUGCAUCAGCAAAACACAUCCGCAUCUAAAUAAAUAUUGCUACUGCAAAGACGAGAAUACUAAAUUCACUUGAAACAAUACAUUGUCUUAUAAAUACGCUGUUUCAAAUAUACACAAGAUACAUUGUAAAAAAUACUUAAUCCUUAAAUGUAACUGCUGUAUUAUAUUAAAGAUAUCGAUUUUUAUACAGAAUCUAUUUGAAAAUAGCACACUAGCGCCACCCUGUUAAUAUCGAAAAAUCAUAUCCUUUCAUUUUUCAAUAAAAACUACGGUAUCAAUGAGUAACAUAGAUUAUACUUUUUUUAAUAUCCCGCGGACGAAGUCGCAAGCAACAGCUAGAUUGACUUUAAUUUGAAACAGCGUAUACAAUUGUUGUUUGUAUGUGUUAUUACAUAGAAAUGUAUUAGUUCCAGUGGAAUGCCUGCAAUACUUAAAUACAAGUUUUUACGUUACAAUUUUAGUAAAUAAAUGUCAAUUUAUAAUU